AUGCCAACCCACAUAUCCAUCGCCGUCUACCGCGGCGACCCCAUUGACACCGUCAUGUUCCGACACACAGCGAUCCAUUUCACCUUUCCUGAUGGACAACAAAGUGCAAUGCACGUAGUCGGUGCACCGAGCAUGUUCGACUUCGAAGAAGCAGAAGGUAUAGAUCCAACCAAAGUCACAGGUCUUGCGGGCCUCAUCUAUGUCGCAAGUGUACCAGAUGUCAUCGAAAGGACUUCGAUCAAAGAUGCCUGUGUCCGUACACCUGUGCGAAAUGACCGUGAGCAUCGGGAUUGGAAUUGUCAGAACUGGGUUGGAGAGGCUUUGACGGAAUUGGUGGAGAUUGGGUGUUUGACCCAGGAGGAACGGUCAGCGGCUCUUGAUAAGAUGAUGGAUGUUUGUCUUGAGGCUGCGGAUGAGGACCUGGAGUGA
This is a messenger RNA of Aspergillus chevalieri, 429 nucleotides long. RefSeq lists its product as uncharacterized. NCBI's taxonomy places the organism in Eukaryota, Fungi, Ascomycota, Eurotiomycetes, Eurotiales, Aspergillaceae. The transcript has 2 exons. The coding region runs from base 1 to 429 and encodes 142 amino acids. The record is from RefSeq and is a predicted model, not a curated record.